GUCAUAAUAUCCUGCGUCAAUCCCUACUAUUAAAAGAUUAAUAAGUUAAAAAGAUAAAAUAUGGCCGCAGUUGAAGGAAAAUCCACCGUUGGUGAUUCCCAAUUAACGGGAGACACUAGUGAAUUCGAAAGCACGAUGGGUUAUGAAUACGGUUUUGAUGAGUACGAAGGAGAAGAAAUGGAGGAGCAAGAACAUGUUUUUUCAAUUUUUGAUGUAUUAGACGCACCGAGGAUUUUACCAGAACCAAUACAAUUAGACGAAAGUCAUCUUGACCAACUCAGCAAAGAGUUGGGUUUAAUUCGAUUUUGUUGGCCUGAUAUUAAAGAUCCAGUUUUUGAAGAUCGAAUUAAUUUCCCGGAGAGUUAUCUCAAAAAUAGCGAAAAAGAGAAAUUAUUACUUUAUUAUGCUGAGUCGUUCCGGAGACAAUUCCAUAACGUGUAUCCUUUACGGAAACCUCUUCUUUUAUCAGCCGAAAAUGAGUGUGGAAUGCAGAAAAUGGUUUGUACGACAAUUACCCCGACUAUGCUACCUUACAACGAGACGGACGAUUGGGAAAAGUGCUCAUCUUUCGUUGGUGACCACUUGAUAUACGAAGCCCUGGAAGCACCAACCCUGAUCCCACCUCGACUAUUCUCUCCACACACAGUUUUCCUUCGAAAAUCAGGAUCAUCUUUCGACAUAGCAACUGCUUUAUGCUCCCUACUUAUUGGUUUAAAUUACGAUGCAUACGUAGUUUCCGGUUAUGCAAAACGCGAUGUAACCUUAAAAAUAACGAUGAGGGUCGAUUCACCAUACCCUGAGAUUGUGGAAAAAGUGGAAGAAGUCGUAGAGGAAGUAACUGACACUAAGUAUGUUUUGAAACCGCCUCGUGAUCUUCGAAGUAAAUUUCUUUUGAUGAUGGAACAACGGGAAAUUGAUAAAGCAAACGAAGAGAAACGAUUGAUUGAAGAAGAAAAACAAAGACAAAUUGAAGAGCAGGAACAACCACCGUACGAUGAGCUCCACGGAUUUAGGGUUCACGCUUGGGUUUUGAUCCAACCUGGAAAAAGAGAAAUCGAAGAACCGUUUUUUAUUGAACCGAGCACUGGUAUACGCCACGAGACUAAUUCGCCUCUUUAUUGCGGAAUCGAAAGCGUUUGGAACAACGAAAACUAUUGGAUCAACAUGCAGGAUUGCUCCACAGGAACGGAAGAAAUGAGUUUUGAUCUCACAAUUGUCAAAAAUUGGGAGCAUUUACUCGUUGCUGAACCUCACUACACAAGAGUAUCUCAAUUUAGUGCUGAUAUGGAGGACGAAGAAGUUCAAAUACAAACUUUGUAUCAAGAGAAACAUCUUGAUAUGCCAGCACCUUGGGGUAGCAAAAUUAAUAUACCCCAUGAAGUUAUACAAACAAGAUAUCCAGGUGGAAAGAGAACAAUGUGGUAUAAACGAGUCAUCGUCGAUGAAUUUGCUCCUUACAUUAUGUUUGAUGGCACGGUACAAAGAGUUUCAAGAUAUCACGACUUAGAAUGUUCUCCAAGUCAAUUGUAUGUGAUGGAAGAAAGAUUUUAUAACAGACACGAUAAAAUGUUGAGAAGACUUAAUUAUCCCAGCACAGCAGGAAGAGAUGUUUAUUUUUUGAAGGGACGCGAAGAUGCAAUCAAAAGACAUAUUUAUAAUAAUAUUGAUAAUAAGUUAGAAUCACCACGGGUUAUUGAAUAUUAUAGUGAAAACCGUUUUGAUUCUAUGUCCAAAAUCGAACUGGAUCCUUUGUUUAUGAUCGAACAUUACGAAGGGAGAGAGGAUAAACUCACUUAUCGUCAUGUAGUAUACGCUAAAAGAGGACAACCACCAGUUGGAUUUAUAGAAGGCCCAAGAAGAAUCAUAACAUUCAUAACUGAAAAAUUUGAUAGAGAUUCCACAAAAGAGGCAUCUGAUGAUAUCGCGUGCAGAGAAUUUGAUAUAUUAGCAAAAGAAAUUCGAUUAAAAUAUCAUUAUGGCGAAGGUAAAGUGACAGCUUCGACAAGAAUAUUUAUAAAACCUCCCAUGGCUGAAAUGGCGGAUCGAUUAACGUUUGAUCCGGCGUUAACAAGUGGUUAUCAAGCGGAAAUUGGAGCCCCACCCCCGCGACAACUUACCCUAUUCAAAUUAUUACAACAGCAAAUAAACGCUGAAACAGAGGCGUUGAGACAAGUUCGAGAAACUGAAGAUUUAAUCUCGGAAUGGUUGAAACUUCGCGCAUAUGAAAGAGCCGUGCCGAAAUUGGAUGUUUCAUUAUUUAACAGGGAGCAAAACGUUGAGUAUAGAAAGGGAAUGUUAGAAAGAGAGUUGAAGAAAAAAGAAAGCCGCGAGAAAGAGGUUGAGGAAGAAAUCGAUUUCUUGGGAAUGUAUUUGGUUAAAGCUCACGCUCCUAAAGGAAAAAUUUUAAAUAGAAACAAAGCGUUCCAAAUCGAACAACAAUGCUUGAAUGAUUUCAAAAAAUUAAUGGUUGAUAGAGCUAUGGAUAUUCAACAUCAAUUUGAAAGAACAUCUAAUACACUGCAACAAAAACAGCAAUGGUACAGUGAUAAUUUAGACAAUGUGAGCUUAUUAGAAGAAGAAACUUACUUUAAAGAAAUGAAUGAUCUUAGAUUUUGGCAACACACCUUACAAAUUCGCCUCGUACGUUUACGCGAUUUAUCCGGACAACGAUACGAAGCUGUAGUUAAUUAUUUACAUCAACACAAAGCUCUUUACGCUUUAUAUCAUCAAUCUGAACAUCACCAUCACCACCAUCAUCAUCAUCAUUAAUAUUCCUUAUUUUAU
This is a messenger RNA of Onthophagus taurus, 2784 nucleotides long. RefSeq names its product coiled-coil domain-containing protein lost boys (gene lobo). NCBI's taxonomy places the organism in Eukaryota, Metazoa, Arthropoda, Insecta, Coleoptera, Scarabaeidae. Gene Ontology annotation, biological process: flagellated sperm motility. Gene Ontology annotation, cellular component: motile cilium. The record is from RefSeq and is a predicted model, not a curated record.